Ahaetulla prasina is the source of this 936-nucleotide messenger RNA. Its product is annotated as olfactory receptor 10G6-like. The transcript has a single exon. Gene Ontology annotation, biological process: G protein-coupled receptor signaling pathway. The coding region runs from base 1 to 936 and encodes 311 amino acids. The record is from RefSeq and is a predicted model, not a curated record. Gene Ontology annotation, molecular function: G protein-coupled receptor activity; olfactory receptor activity. Gene Ontology annotation, cellular component: membrane. Lineage: Eukaryota; Metazoa; Chordata; Lepidosauria; Squamata; Colubridae.
AUGGAGUGCGACAAUCAAACGGGGGUUUACCAUUUUAUCAUUGUUGGGUUCCCUUACCCUCAUGACCUCCAGUUUCUUUUGUUUGUCUUCUUUCUACUGAUCUACCUAAUGACCUUCCUAGGAAACCUCCUCAUCCUCUUGGCAGUGGCCUUUGAACCCCACCUGCACAAGCCCAUGUAUUGGUUCCUUUGCCAUUUAUCCUUCUUGGACCUGACCGUAUCCUCUGUGGUGGUACCCAAGGUGGUGGCUGGAUUCCUGGAAGGGAGAGGCAUCAUCUCUUUUGGUGGCUGUGUGACCCAGCUGUUCUUCUUCCACUUCCUGGGAUGCACUGAAUGCUUUCUUUACACGGUGAUGGCCUACGACCGCUUCCUGGCCAUCUGCAAACCACUCCGCUAUGGCAACAUCAUGAACCACAAAGCUUGCCUCUGUCUCUCCUUGGGAACCUUGUUUGGUGGCUCUGUGCACUCGAUGAUACAAACCACCCUCACCUUCCACUUGCCCUACAGCCAUGGCAAUCAAGUAGCUUACAUCUUCUGCGACAUCCCAGCUGUCUUGAAAUUAGCCUGCGCUGACACCAGGUUCAAUGAGAUGGCCACCUUUGUAGACAUUGGUUUCUUGGCCAUGACUUGCUUCCUCCUUAUCAUUACCUCCUACAUUUACAUCAUCUCAGCUAUUCUCAGGAUUCGUCAUGUGGAAGGACGACGUCGGGCAUUCUCCACUUGUGCUGCGCACCUCACUGUGGUGGUGACUUACUAUGUUCCCCUGGUGUUCAUUUAUCUCCGUCCAGGGUCCCGAGACCCAUUGGAUGGAGUGGUAGCAGUCUUCUACACCACAAUUACGCCACUCCUAAAUCCCAUCAUAUAUACCCUUAGGAACAAAGAGAUGAAAAAUGCAUUAAGAAAACUCUGCCUGUGGCGUUUGCUGACACCCAGUUAA